Molecule: messenger RNA, 1854 nt
Organism: Vicia villosa (hairy vetch)
Lineage: Eukaryota; Viridiplantae; Streptophyta; Magnoliopsida; Fabales; Fabaceae
Product: linamarin synthase 2-like
Exons: 2
Coding region: 101-1552 (483 amino acids)
Molecular function (GO): UDP-glycosyltransferase activity
Source: RefSeq, a predicted model, not a curated record
CAACAACGGAAAACUAAACCCGUAUUUAUUCACAAACAUAUAGUCUGCUGAGAGAAUUCAUAUUUGAACUCAAAAAAACUUUCAACAAAAACCAACUAUAAUGGGUUCCACGCCUAAUCAUACCCAAAAACCACAUGCUGUAUUUGUACCAUUUCCAGCACAGGGUCAUGUGAAUCCUUCCAUGCAACUAGCCAAACUCUUCCGCUGCAAUGGUUUCCACAUAACCUUUGUGAACAACGAGUUUAAUCACAAACGUUUGAUAAAAUCUCUUGGAGAAGAGUUUGUGAAAGGUCUCCCAGAUUUUCAAUUUGAGACCAUACCUGAUGGCUUACCAGUAUCAGAUAAGGAUGCAACACAAGAUAUUCCAGCGUUGUGUGACGCAACUAGGAAAAACUGUUAUGGUCCAUUCAAAGAGCUUGUCAUUAAACUCAACACUUCAUCACCAUAUCCAGUUACUUGCAUAAUUGCUGAUGGAACCUUUGGAUUUGCUGGGAGAGUGGCUAGAGAUUUAGGGAUUCCAGAGUUACAGUUGUGGACAGCUUCUGCUUGUGGCUUUGUUGGAUAUUUGCAGUUUGAGGAACUUGUCAAGAGAGAAAUUCUUCCAUUCAAAGAUGAAAAUUUCAAUGUCGAUGGCACAUUGGAUACAAGUUUAGAUUGGAUCACAGGAAUGAAAGAUAUCAGACUAAAAGAUCUUCCAAGUUUCAUAAGAGUCACUGAUCUAAAUGAUAUUAUGUUCGAUUUUUUGGGUUCUGAGGCACAAAAUUGUUUGAAAUCAUCAGCAAUCAUCAUUAAUACAUUUGAAGAAUUGGAAGGUGAAGCUCUUAACAAUCUCAAGGCCAAAAACCCAAACAUAUAUAGCAUUGGGCCAAUUAACACUCUUGGUAGGCAUUUUCCCAAACAAGAUAAUGGUUUUAAAGCAAGUGGUUCAAAUUUUUGGAAAAGUGAUUCAGAAUGCAUAAAAUGGUUGAAUAAUUGGGAACCUUGCUCAGUAUUAUAUAUUAAUUAUGGAAGUAUAACCGUUAUGACAGAUCAUCACUUGAAUGAGUUUGCAUGGGGUAUAGCAAACUCCAAGUUACCAUUUUUAUGGAUAAUGAGACCUGAUAUUGUAAUGGGUGAAAGUACUACUUUGCCACAAGAGUUCUUAGAUGAAGUUAAGGAUAGAGGAUACAUAACUAGUUGGUGCUUUCAAGAUCAAGUUCUUGCUCAUCCAUCAGUUGGGGGAUUUCUAACUCAUUGCGGUUGGAAUUCGACACUUGAAGCUAUUACUUAUGGUGUGCCCACUAUUUGUUGGCCCUUCUUUGCUGAACAACAGACAAAUUGUAGGUAUUUAUGCAACAUUUGGAAAAUAGGAAUGGAAAUCAACCACGAUGUGAAAAGGGAAGAGAUAACAAAUCUUGUCAUAGAAUUGAUGGAAGGACAAAAGGGAAAAGAAAUGAGACAAAAGAGUUUAGAGUGGAAGAAGAAAACUAGAAUUGCUACUGAUUUUGGAGGAUCGUCAUACAAAAAUUUUCAUAAAUUAAUCAAAGAGAUUCUUCAUCAAAAUGCUAUUUGAGUGCUACUAUAUUGAGUUUAAUAUAAAAAACAUGGUGGUCUAUUACUUUUAAUCAAAACACUUUUUAUUUAAGCUUUAGUUAAUGUAAUUUGUCUCUUCUAAAUUUUGUGUUAUCAUGUAUUAAUGUUGGGAGUUAGUGUAUUUUUCAUUCAUAAUGUUACAAUUGUAUCACCAAGACAUUCAAAUGUUGUGGUUCAUUUAUUGAGAAGGAUGACUGUAACUAAUGUUGUUUUUUUUAUUCAAUUGUCUUAGAAAUAUAAUAAUUUUGCUUUGUAAAAUACUUAUAAUUUCAUAAAUAAUAG